This is a messenger RNA of Ipomoea nil (Japanese morning glory), 2984 nucleotides long. RefSeq names its product sucrose synthase 7-like. Gene Ontology annotation, molecular function: sucrose synthase activity. The record is from RefSeq and is a predicted model, not a curated record. Gene Ontology annotation, biological process: sucrose metabolic process. Lineage: Eukaryota; Viridiplantae; Streptophyta; Magnoliopsida; Solanales; Convolvulaceae. Bases 64 to 2787 code for a protein of 907 amino acids. The transcript is spliced from 14 exons.
GCAGAAUUCGAUCUUGAAGAAAGUAAAUUUAUUUAUUUAUUGGUAUCAUAUUACAGUUUGAAAAUGGGUUCUUCAACUGUGGUAAGUGGCAUGCCUGAUGCCUUGAAACAGAGCCGAUAUCAUAUGAAGAGAUGCUUUGCCAGGUUCACCGGAGCUGGAAAGCGGGUGAUGAAGUUGAAACAUCUAACAGAAGAGAUUGAGCAAACAAUAGAGGAUAAAGCAGAAAGAAGCAAAGUUUUUGAGGGCACACUGGGGCAGAUUAUGAGUUCCACACAGGAGGCAGCCGUUGUGCCCCCUUAUGUUGCUUUUGCAGUGAGACACAACCCUGGAUGUUGGGACUACUUUAAAGUUAAUGCAGGGAACUUGGGCGUGGAAGGAAUCAGUGUGAAAGAAUAUCUGAUUUUCAAGGAAUUGGUAUUUGAUGAAAACUGGGCAAAGGAUGAAAAUGCGUUGGAAGUUGAUUUUGGGGCAUUUGACUACUCUAAUCCUCGUUUAGCCCUUUCUGCUUCUAUUGGAAAAGGAGUGAACUUCAUCUCAAAAUUCAUGACUUCCAAGUUUGGUGGAAAUCUUGAGGACGCAAAGCCUUUACUGGACUAUCUUCUAGCUCUUAAUUAUCAUGGAGAGAAGCUUAUGAUCAAUGAGACUCUUGAUACGGUUGCAAAGCUUCAAAAGGCAUUGAUUGUGACUGAAGUAUAUGUAUCUGCUCUACCAAAAGACACGCCUUACAAAGACUUUGAGCACAAGGUGAGAGAAUGGGGUUUCGAGAAAGGAUGGGGGGAGAAUGCAGAGAGAGUGAGGGAGACAAUGAGGCUACUCUCUGAGAUACUCCAAGCCCCAGAUCCCAUCAAUACACAAUCCUUCUUCACCAGGCUGCCAGCCGUAUUCAAAAUUGUUAUCUUAUCAAUUCAUGGUUACUUUGGCCAAGCUCAUGUUCUUGGAUUGCCUGAUACCGGAGGCCAGGUGGUUUAUAUUCUGGAUCAAGUAAGAGCCUUGGAGGAAGAAAUGCUGCUAAGAAUUAAGCAGCAAGGGUUGAAUGUGAAGCCCCAGAUUGUGGUGGUAACUCGGCUUAUACCAGAUGCGCGAGGGACAAAUUGUGAUGAGGAGAUGGAGCCUAUACUCAACACAACACAUUCUCAUAUUCUUCGGCUUCCAUUCAGAACAGACGACGGAGGGAUUCUGCAGCAAUGGGUUUCUAGAUUUGAUAUUUAUCCAUACUUGGAGAGGUUUUCUCAGGAUGCUAGUGCGAAGAUUGUUGAGGUGAUGGAAGGCAAACCAGAUCUCAUUAUUGGGAACUACACUGAUGGAAACUUGGUUGCAUCUCUCAUGUCCACCAAGCUUGGAGUAACACAGGCAACAAUUGCUCAUGCACUGGAGAAAACUAAAUAUGAAGACUCUGAUGCCCAGUGGAAAGCCCUUGAUCCAAAGUACCACUUUUCUUGCCAAUUCACAGCAGACUUAAUAGCUAUGAAUGCAGCUGAUUUUGUUAUUGCCAGCACCUAUCAGGAAAUCGCCGGAAGCAAAAGUAGGGCUGGACAAUAUGAGAGCCAUGCGGCCUUCACAAUGCCAGGGCUGUGCAGAGUUGUUUCUGGCAUCAAUGUGUUUGACCCAAAGUUCAACAUUGUGGCACCAGGCGCAGAUCAGUCUGUCUACUUUCCAUUUGCGGAUAAGGACAACAGAUUCACCUCAUUUCAUCCUGCCAUUCAGGAAUUACUUUACAACAAUAAUGAUCAACACAUUGGAUUCCUAGCAGACAAGAAGAAACCAAUCAUCUUCUCAAUGGCGCGGCUAGAUACAGUGAAGAAUCUUACAGGAUUGACCGAAUGGUUUGGGAAGAACAAGAGGCUGAGAGAGUUAGUAAACCUUGUGAUUGUGGGGGCAUUUUUUGACCCUUCAAAAUCCAACGACAGAGAAGAAGCUGCAGAAAUCAGGAAGAUGCACGAUUUAAUAGACAAGUACCAGUUGAAGGGACAGAUGAGAUGGAUAGCAGCUCAAACUGACAGAAAAAGAAACAGUGAGCUAUACAGAAUGGUUGCAGACACCAAGGGGGCUUUCAUACAGCCUGCUUUGUAUGAAGCUUUCGGCCUCACAGUCAUUGAAGCUAUGAACUGUGGACUGCCCACCUUCGCCACCAAUCAAGGAGGGCCUGCCGAGAUAAUUGUUGAUGGCGUCUCAGGCUUUCACAUUGAUCCUUACAAUGGUGAAGAGUCUAGCAAUAAGAUUGCUGACUUCUUUGAAAAGUGCAAGUCAGAUGGCAGAUAUUGGAACAAGAUUUCCUUGGGAGCUCUCAAGCGCAUAAACGAAUGUUUUACAUGGAAGAUUUAUGCCAACAAAGUGUUGAACAUGGGAGCCAUGUAUGGAUGCUGGAGGGAGAUGCACUCAGGCCAAAAACUUGCAAAGCGGCGAUACCUUGAGCUAUUCUACAAUCUGCACAUGAGGAAAUUGGCCAAGAAUGUUGGAGUAGAGGGGCGGCUGCUACCGGCAGCUGCUGCUGCACCAACUGAAACAAUAAUUCCGGCGAGGAAACUGCCGACGACCACAGAAGAAGUUUGUUGUUCAGAUGAAGCAAAAGCCAAAGCGGCGGUGGAGGAGGCAAAGGUGGCGGCAAAACCACAGGGCGAGCCGACAGAAGCAAGCGAAGUGGAGAGCAACUUAAGUGAUGAUAAGGGUGCAUUGCAGGCGAGGAGAAGUGGUUUUACAACAUCAUGUGCAUGCAGCUGGCUGUGCUUAUGCAUCUCUGCUUCUGUCAUUCUAUAUGCCUUGGUCAAAAUGUAUCGUCUGGUGGAAUGAAAUUCAUUCAUCCAAUUCAAAACCACCUACUAUACACCAAAUUAGAGUGACCCAUCCAGCCCGGCCACCACUUCAAAUCUGAUCCGAUCCGAUCCGAUCCGAUCCUUGCUUAUAUUCAAAUUCAUAUGAUGUUGUAAACACAUAAUCAUUCACCUAACCCGCCCCCGCACUAAUAAAAAUGGUUCAUAUUUUUAUUU